Messenger RNA from Ceratotherium simum simum (southern white rhinoceros), 1836 nucleotides. It is a transcript of the gene RBM7, whose product is annotated as RNA binding motif protein 7. Lineage: Eukaryota; Metazoa; Chordata; Mammalia; Perissodactyla; Rhinocerotidae. Gene Ontology annotation, cellular component: nucleus. The record is from RefSeq and is a predicted model, not a curated record. Gene Ontology annotation, biological process: regulation of alternative mRNA splicing, via spliceosome. Gene Ontology annotation, molecular function: single-stranded RNA binding.
UUUUAACGAGGGUUCUCCUCACGAGCAUGCGCAGUCCGCCAGCACACGUCGACGCCGGCCGAGAGCGAGCGUGAUUGACGUGUACGUCAGUGACGUCCGGGAGCGCGAGGACGUGGGGUUUCUGAGAGUGCGCAGUGGGUGCGUCGGCGACGACCCGUCGGCCUUUUUAGGGAGCGGGCGACGUUGAGAUGGGGGCUGCGGCCGCGGAAGCGGAUCGCACUCUGUUUGUGGGCAACCUUGAAACUAAAGUGACAGAAGAGCUCCUUUUCGAGCUUUUCCACCAGGCUGGGCCAGUAAUAAAAGUGAAAAUUCCAAAAGAUAGGGAUGGUAAACCAAAGCAGUUUGCAUUUGUGAAUUUCAAACAUGAAGUAUCUGUUCCUUAUGCAAUGAAUCUACUUAAUGGAAUCAAACUUUUUGGAAGGCCCAUCAAAAUUCAGUUUAGAUCAGGAAGUAGCCAUGCCUCACAGGAUGUCAGUUUAUCAUAUCCCCAGCAUCAUGUUGGAAAUUCAAGCCCUACCUCCACAUCUCCUAGCAGGUACGAAAGGACUGUGGAUACCAUGACUCCAUCAGCACAGCUGAUUCAGAGAUCUUUCUCUUCUCCAGAAAAUUUUCAGAGACAAGCAGUGAUGAACAGUGUUAUGAGACAGAUGUCAUAUGGUGGGAAAUUUAGUUCUCCGCAUCUGGAUCAAGCAGGAUUUUCCCCAUCGGUUCAGUCACAUAAUCAUACUUUUAACCAGUCUUCAAGCUCCCAGUGGCGCCAGGAUACACCAUCAUCACAGCGUAAAGUCAGACAGAAUUCUCAUCCCUAUGUGGCAGAUAGACAUUAUAGCUGUGAACAGCGUUACUCUGAUCACGGCUCCGACCAUCAUUACAGAGGAAGCAGAGAUGAUUUCUUCUAUGAAGAUAGGAAUCACGAUGGCUGGAGCCAUGACUAUGAUAGCAGAAGAGAUAGUAGUAGAGAUGGAAAAUGGCGCUCAUCUCGACACUAACAAGUGUUGAAAGGAUGUUUUUAUAGGGUCAUUCUAGGCCCUUUUGGCUAAGUUGGUGUGGGAAUGUUUUGUUAAAAAACUGUAGCAGCUUUACAAGUUGCCACAUUUCUUUAUAAAAAAUUUUUAAACCUAUAGCUACAGUCUAAUACGGAAAUGAGAAUUGUGGUUCCAGUUUUAUUACAUUAAUAACCUUUCACCUCAGGGUUUUGUGAAGAGGAAAGGGUUUUAUGCAAAAGUAAAUGCCACAAUUCAUAAUCAUUUUAGACAAUUGAGGAAGGGAUAUAUUAUAUGGAUUGGUUGUAUUAUAAAGCAAAUAUUUUAAUUAUCUUUGAUCUUUUUGUAUUGCAAGAAGUUUCUUGUUUGUGAAUCAGAUUUUAGUGUAUACAAUAGAAAACAUUCAAGUUGAUAGUCUGAAACGACCAUCAGUAUUUUGUUAAUAAAUGAGAAAAUGUAAUUUCAGUGAUUCAUUUUACUAACAUUUUAUUUGAGAAAGCUUGUUGGUAAAGUUUGGGGAUAAAUCAUAUUGUUUAACCUCUUAGAGAAUUUAAGUGUAAGUUCUGUGACGUGCUUUUUUUGAAUUUUACCCAAAAUGAACAUGUACAUAUAAAUUUACACAUGCUAUUUCAUUCUAAAAUUUUAGAAUUUGCUCAUUAAAUCAAAUUUGAUAUAUGACUGAAGUCACUCAGGAAGUUAAAUAUCUGUAAAUGUAUUUUUUUUACAUUAAAAAUACAGUGUUAGUGUGAAUCCCCUUUUUCAGGAAGAACAGAAAUGUAAAUACAUACUCAGAUAAAAUGGUUAAAUGUUUUACUGAAAGUAUACUCGUAUGGAAAAAAAGGUUCACAAAGCC